Molecule: messenger RNA, 2030 nt
Organism: Dufourea novaeangliae
Lineage: Eukaryota; Metazoa; Arthropoda; Insecta; Hymenoptera; Halictidae
Exons: 9
Coding region: 97-1914 (605 amino acids)
Source: RefSeq, a predicted model, not a curated record
ACUGCUAAAGUUCUUUACAAUUGGUUCAGUUGGGUUCAGUUCAUAUUUAUCAGCAUUUACCAACGAAUGCAUGAAUUUGAAAAUUUCUACUGAAAAAUGAGUGUCUCAAGCAAGUCACUUAACGAUAAAAUUUUAAAUUUACGUCCAGAACUUUCAAAUGGCAUUUCACCAGAGAUAUUCGAAAGAAUUUGUGAGCAACCACUGGCGCAACCGUUUUUAAAAUGGUUCAACGAGAAUGUGAAUUACAUAAAUGUUCUUUCUAACGAAGAACUACAAAUAAAAAAUAGAUUACAAAAUAACAAUGAAUGGUUGGAAGGUCCUGAAUUGGACUGUGCAUUAGAAGAAGCCACCAAGAAAUGUCCUGAUUUAUUAAAAAUCGUUUCCUUUGAUGACACAAAUAUAACUGAUUUGUUUGUCGAAUAUGAAACAGUUAAAGAUGCAUAUAAGGAAGAUGAAAACUUUAUUCUUGUUAUACAAAAUGGAAUUAGUAAUUUAAAAGAGGUAGAAACACAGCUCGAUGAGAAUAUUGAAAAAGAAUCGGAGUACCUGCACAGAGAAUGUAUUACGGCAGAUAAAACGUAUGAAGAUUGUUUAGCAAUUUUGAAUGAUUUUGAUGCAAAUAAUCGUGAGUUUUACAGAGAAGUUGAGUGUCUGUUAAAUAUGUAUGCAGAUGCAGCUGAAAAUAAAGGAGUACCAUUAGUAUGGACCCAAAUGCCACUGGAACUUUUCAGUAAAAACCUAGAACUGUACAAUCAUUAUUUAGGUGUUCAUAUAAAAAAUCAAUUUGGAGAUAUUUUCAAAGAAGGGGACAAAAAAGACUCAAACUAUGUUUCCUUAAUUAAUGAUUGUCCAGAAAUACAUAUAGACAAUGAAAAGCUACAGGAAUUAACAUUGUGUAAAGCAAACUUAACUAAUAUAAAGGUAGAAGAAAUUCUAGCUAAAAUACGAGCAGUGUCAUACAUAGCGAUGUUAGAACAUGUGAAAGAUAUAUACAAUGCUGGCAAUUUAAAAGUACCUAAAGUCUCUGAAUUGAGGACAGAAAUUUCAAAAUUAACUUCAAAGAGAGAUUUUUUGGAAGAAAGUGUGUCUCUACAAGAACGUCAGUUGACAGACAUUACACAACAGUUUGCAGAAUUAGAAAUGAAAAAAGUUUUAAAACAGGAUGCUUGUUCGAAACUCAAACAAAGAAAAGUACGAUUGGAAGAGCUUAAGAACUUGUUAUUUUUAGCGCGUGAGCAUGGGCAUGUUCAUGCUGACUUAUUAUGUAUCCUAAUGCAGAUACAGUUUUCCCGACUUCGAGAUAUUUCUGAAUUUGUGGCUGAUAGUCAUCACUAUCUGACAUCAGAAUAUUCGCUGUCCUCGGCCAGAUGUGAAAGUAUGCAGCAGCAACAGCAAGAGUAUUUUACGCUUAUGUCAUCUUCUCCAAACACACAUAACUCGUUCAACAAGAUUUUAGUUUCUAUGCUGUACAAUGACGACAAUGCACAUCAAUUUGAUUCUGCAUUAGAUAGAUAUAACGAACUCAUAGAUGAAAACAGGGUCAAGAAACAAUUCAUAAUAGAAACACAUCCAAAUUCUAGAAUUGAUAAAUUGAAAAUGUUGGGAAACGAAAUAAGUGAGAAACUUGCGAGUGAAAGUCAGAAGGGACCAACUUACACUUUCAAAUCAGGUUCCUAUGAAAUUGAAACGAGUUACAAAGAAAUGUCCGAGCAAUUGCAGAACAUACACACGGACUUAACCAAAAUGAGAAAUCAAAUGAAGAAACAAAUGAAGACUCGCAUAGGUUUUGAACUAGAAAGAAAUGUACUGUGGCAACGAUUUUUAGUUGAUCCAGACACGUUAAUAAGGAAAUAUAAAGAGGCCAAACUAAUGUCAAAUAAAUCUUCUUUUGAAAAUGUAUUCGAAACCGAAUAAGACACGAUUUCCGAAACAAUAAUGUGAGUAUUAAGAAGUAGUGAAAACGAUUCUGAGGUAUAGACGUUCUAUGCGAGCGUUGAAAUCACCGCUAAUAGGCUAAAUAUAACUGUAUA